Porites lobata is the source of this 525-nucleotide messenger RNA. The record is from the annotation of a GenBank genome assembly. NCBI's taxonomy places the organism in Eukaryota, Metazoa, Cnidaria, Anthozoa, Scleractinia, Poritidae.
CAAACCGAUCAUUCCUGGUUCAAUCAGUUUGCGGAAUCCGCCAAACAACAAGAGCAGGAGCGGCAGACCAAACAAAGUGUAAAUCCUUGGAAGGCAAGUACGCUUUUUGCUAGCCCUGAGAUUGCCAAAGCCUACACAAAAACCGAGGGAUGCAAAGAGGUCCAAGUCAAAAAAAGUGUCAAUCCUUAUAAGAUACCCCUGCCAAGUACCUUUCAUUGGAGUCCCGAGAUAGCGGAGGUAAUCAAGAAACGAGACCAAUGGGAUGACAUCAAUGCCAUGGCCAACAACGAGUUUCAAACCUCUGUGUCGAAGACCUUUGGAAGCUUACCUCCUAGUGAUGCCAGUUUAGCGUCCUAUUUGCAAAAGAGGAAAAAUCAAGGCAAAAGCCUAUUCCCUGCAGAUGAAAAGUAUUUGCAAGCCUGUCAUCAGCAGUGCAAACCCGUCACAGGAUUUUGGCCUCAAAACGAAAAAGCCAUUGCUGAGUUUGUGAAGGGACCCUGGCCCUUUGGUGACUUGCCGGAAAAA